AUGGCUAAGAUGGGAGCUGCUAUUCUGGUCUGCAUAUUGGUUUUAGCCCUGGAUGUCACUGCUGGCAUACUGGGAAUUCAGGCUCAGGCUGCUCAGAACAAGACUAAAAAAGUGACAAUUCUCUUCAUUCAAUGCGAGAAACCAGUCUACAAAGCAUACCAGCUUGGCCUCGCAGCUGUGGUGCUCCUGGUAGUUGCCCACGCAAUUGCCAGCUUUUUUGGCGGCUGUGUCUGCAUCUGCUCUCAGCUGGAGUUCAUCCGUGCAUCCAUUAACAGGAAACUUGCAGCUACCACUAUAGUGCUCUCAUGGAUUGCCUUGAUCGUUGGAUUCUCAUUGCUGCUCGCUGGUGCCAUGUCCAACUCCAAGUCAAAGACGUCAUGCGGGUUCACGCACGGCCACACCUUGGCCCUCGGUGGGAUCAUGUGCUUCGUUCACGGCGGGAUCACCAUCGCCUACUAUGUCACCGCCACCGCAGCAGCGCACGAGGCUGCUUAG
Messenger RNA from Phragmites australis (common reed), 495 nucleotides. RefSeq names its product protein VASCULATURE COMPLEXITY AND CONNECTIVITY-like. The coding region runs from base 1 to 495 and encodes 164 amino acids. The record is from RefSeq and is a predicted model, not a curated record. Lineage: Eukaryota; Viridiplantae; Streptophyta; Magnoliopsida; Poales; Poaceae. The transcript is spliced from 3 exons.